Messenger RNA from Patiria miniata (bat star), 2324 nucleotides. Its product is annotated as E3 ubiquitin-protein ligase RNF220-like. The record is from RefSeq and is a predicted model, not a curated record. The transcript has 14 exons. Gene Ontology annotation, molecular function: metal ion binding; ubiquitin protein ligase activity. Bases 269 to 1786 code for a protein of 505 amino acids. Gene Ontology annotation, biological process: protein ubiquitination. NCBI's taxonomy places the organism in Eukaryota, Metazoa, Echinodermata, Asteroidea, Valvatida, Asterinidae.
GAAUAAUUGCCAAUGUUAUUUACCCGAAUGUCACGGAUCGGAUCGAUCGGAGCGACUUGAUUGCAAGACUUCAGCUUAGCGAAGUAGCCGCGUCUUGCAUCUUUCUUGAUCUGUGCAAUCUCAAGGAUGCUGCUCCUAUGGACGGUUGCACUGAGUAACUGAGACUUGGGAGGACUUCUUGGUGUUUCGAUCUCUGAGAAUAGAAAUAAUGAGCAAGAAAACCUGUGACUGACAUUUAGUAACGGACGUCACCCCUACGAUAUCUUCCAUGGAAGGCCUUCCUUCAUCAAGCUCCAACAAGCAACAAGCCACAGACUCCAGAACGAUGCUGUCCCAAGCCACGCCCCUUGGACCACACCCUUCCCCUUUCACCGCAUCGACUAGUGCUCCGUUUUUCUCCACGCGGCGUGAACGUGAGCCGGCAUUUGCCGUGGCUGCGUCAGAAUUUGAGAAGCCCAACCUAAGGUCGUCGCACAUUUUACAGGGUUUGGCGCGACUGGAAGGGGCGCGUGGUCACGUAUCCGGAACGGGGGCCUUCCAUCCUGUCCAACCGCAUUCCGGCCAAUGGAGCUCUGAACUGAACGGGAGCAAUCACAUGACUUCGAUGGCCAAUGGCAGCCAUCCGUUUCCAAACCAGCACAGGACCAUUGACGAUUCGACAGAAGAUAAGCGAUUACCAAGACGAAAGCGUAAAGCCAGUAAUCACGAAGGGUCAGUAUGCACCAUAUGCGGAGUGACGGUUCGACCGGUAGAACUACCAGCUCACUACGAGAUUGAAGUGGAGAGACUCAACAAGUUAACGAGACCAGGAAAGACAAACCGAGAAUCUUCCAGCCAUUCCAAAAAGGUAACUCCGGCAACCUCCAUCUCAAAGAGGAAGAAAGAGAAUGAAGAUGAGGGAUUGGAGCAUCGAGAAAGCCGACGAGAGGAAUACAGGAGAGUCAAGCGCAACAGGUUGGAUAGAUUAAAUGCUCGCCUUGGUCGAUGCCGUAAGGGUCUCAAGAAGCCGUCAGAUGAGACGCCCAGCAGCGCCGCUCUCUGCCCCAUCUGUCAUGAGGUGUUGACUGGGUCUGUUGAGGAGAGGAACACGCAUGCUGAAGCUUGCCUCAGAAAGGCGACCCCAAGUCAGGCCGACGUAGACGAGGACGUGAAUGUGGACGGAGAAGACGAGGAAUUUGAGGAGUACACCUGGUGUGGUCAGACCAGAAUCCGAGCCACCUCAAUGCUGGACUCCAGAUUUAGAGAAGCUGGUUUUGAAGUUGCCCGUAAGGAGACCGAGUGUGACACAGAACUCAACGUUGACGAUGACGACACAGCUGAAUACGGCCCGGAGCAGUUCACCGAGGCAGAUAUAAUACCCUGCCCGUCAGACGACUCGACGGAGGAUAAACAGCGUCAGGCAUUGCGGGAUGCAGUCGUUGGGAACGAUGAGAGAGCAAGCCCACCAGAUUCAGUGCCAGAUCCGUGGCUACCUUCCACAAGUCAUGCACCAAGCGACACUAAGCAACCGAACAGGACUGAGGACGUUGCCCAAGUCAAGUCAGACACGGUCAUGGAGUGUCUCAAGACGAGAGUACGAGAGUUACAGGAGCAACUCGACGCUGCUGCUGCAGUCCGAAUCAAAUGCCUUAUAUGCAUGGAACCAUUUAGUGUACCUCUGGUGUCCAUCCAGUGUUGGCACGUCCACUGUCAACAAUGCUGGCUCAGGACAUUGGGAGCCAAGAAGCUCUGCCCACAAUGCAACAUGAUCACAUCCCCAGGGCAACUGAGAAGAAUCUAUCUUUGAAGCCAGCAUGAAAGAAGCCUUAACCCAACUAAGCUAUCAUGGUCACCUGACCAAGCCCAACUGAGCUAUCAUGAUCACCUGACCAUGGUCACCUGACCAAAUGUCAUGAUCUGAUUGGUCAAAAGACCCUGAAAUAAGCUUUUUAUUUGGUACAGCCUGAAACUCUGUGGAAAUUUUAUCUCUUGACAUAUUUUUCCUUGUGUAAAAAUUGGCUACAAAAAUUAGGGGUAGGUCAAAAACAAAUAGAUAUAUAUAAGAGUUAGAAUUAGAAUUUCAGCCAGUAAUAUGUUCAGAAUUUUUGUUAUCCUGUAUUUAGCAGUAUCUGAACUCAGUUUUUUUUAAUUUAUCUACAUUUCUGUCAUUUUGCGAGAAAUAUGAAUUUUCUUUUGGGUUAACUAACAUUAAAUAAAACAAAAAGCAAUUGACCUAUAUACCAUGAACACUUUUUGUACAAAGAAUGUGAAUAUUUUGAGAUCUGGGUAAUAAUUUGUUCGAAUGAAAUAAAACAUUAAACAGAUGCAGAGAAAUUGUAUCUUGA